CUCCAUCUAGCGUUGGCAGCGGAAUAUUGACUCCAAUCGUAAAGUACAUGGACAGUGAUGAAAGGACACUGACAUUUAGUUGGGGUCAAAAAGCAGGCGCGUCAUCCCCCCGGCUUCAGGAGAGAAGGUCUUCUACUCCCAAGAGAAAGGUGGAGGAGAUGAGUGCAGACAUGAAGAGGCUGUCCAGGGAAACUGUGAAGUCACGUACCCAGGUGGUGGAUGAUCCAGAACCCCCUGUGAUGCUUUCGUCAGUAAAGUCGAAAGAGACGACGCACACUCCUUCCACUUCCUCUCAGUGUGCCAACUCAACGGAAAAAAGCUGGACUCCUGAGGAGGGAUCGAAGGCAAUGUUCAGAAGGGCUGUGAUGGCUGCUGUGGACAACACCGUCACAAAGAGGAAGCUUUCAAACAGAAUCUCUGACAUCAGCAAACAGUCCCCUCCACCGCCCUCCACUCCUACAGAGGUAGAGGCCACUAGCUGGGAUUCAACUGACACAACUUAUGCUUCUGCACCAACGUAUGAAAGCAGCUCAGCCAUAGAAAGGGAAGCUGAUGAAGAACAAUCAUCCCACCACAUUCGUGAGGCCAACUUUGAAGGCUUCACAGCCGAGCAGGUGGCCGUGUCCCGUCUGAAUGACUCCAGAGCAGUGGAGUUUGCCUCCAGAUGGACUGUGGCAGAAGAGUGGCACUCUUCCACAGCUGAUCCUCAGUAUGUUCCCAGCUCUCCCGCAACAUCUUGGAACGACUCUCUCGACUGCUGCCAUCACAGCUUUUUCUCCGUGAACUCCCCAGAAGCUACAGCUUCAGUCUCAUCGCACGACUCCUUGGACACCUCUGGGAACCAGGAGGAAACCGCUGAGGAUUCUCUUGUCUUGUUUUCUCCUCCGUUACCUGUCAGAGAACAGCGAGGAGAGAAUGAGGCCAAAGUGAAAACUGAAGAUUUAUUUGACUCCUUUUCCUUGACUGGGCCGUCCAGCAGAGGAGCGCCGGAGCGUGACCGGAAACGUGUGAGCAGACGUGCACAGUCUUGGUCUGGCUUUGCCCAACGCUCACCCAACUUUAGGAACAGACUCAGCCUUCCAAAGAAAAGACUUUCCCUGGGUGAAGAUACGAGAGCCUGCUCACUGGAGUCGGGCUUCAUUGACACCCACUGCCAUCUGGACUUUCUGUACAGAAAACUGGCCUUCAGAGGACCGUUCAGACGAUUCAGAGCUGUGCAUCAAAGCGGCUUCCCCCCCAGUUUCCAAGGUUGCAUUGCUGACUUUUGCAACCCGUCCACGAUGGUGAGGGAGAGCCUGUGGCAAGGCUUGCUGGCGGAGGACAUGGUUUGGGGGGCUUUCGGGUGCCAUCCCCAUUUUGCCAAGGACUACUCUGACAACCAAGAGGCCAAUAUUUUAAGAGCCAUGCGACACCCGAAAGCAGUGGCCUACGGUGAGAUCGGCCUGGACUACUCUCACAAAAACUUCACAGCUGUUCACAAGCAGAAAGAGGUGUUUGAGCGCCAGCUACAGUUGGCUGUCGGCAUGCAAAAGCCCCUGGUGAUCCACUGCAGGGAUGCAGACGACGACCUGCUGCAGAUCAUGAAGAAGUGUGUCCCUCCGGACUAUAAGAUCCACAGGCAUUGUUUCACCAGAAGCUACAGUGUCAUUGAGCCCUUCCUGGAAGCCUUUCCCAACAUGUACGUGGGAUUUACUGCUCUCAUCACAUAUGGCAAAGCCACAGAGGUUCGAGACGCCGUCCGAAAGAUCCCCCUCAACCGAAUAGUGAUGGAGACUGACGCGCCGUACUUCCUGCCACGACAGGUGCCGAGAAGCGCCGGUGCGUUCUCCCACCCUGGCAUGGGCAUCCACACCCUGGAGGAGAUGAGCUCUCUGAGAGGAGAAGACUUGCACACAGUCCUCGCAACAAUCCGCCACAACACCACUCAACUCUAUGGCAUAUAGCUGGUGCACAGGAAUACAAAUGUGUUGAAGUUGUUACAGUUGUACUUGGAUCCCUGUUUGAGAUUUAAAAGAGGGGAUGUUUAAAGGUUUUAUGUCAUUUACUUUGUUUCGUUUUUUUUAACGGGUGUGACGUGGUUUGGUUGGAAAAUAUUAAAGAUGUGUUUUCACUCGACUGAAUGAA
Messenger RNA from Synchiropus splendidus (mandarinfish), 2124 nucleotides. RefSeq names its product TatD DNase domain containing 2 (gene tatdn2). NCBI's taxonomy places the organism in Eukaryota, Metazoa, Chordata, Actinopteri, Syngnathiformes, Callionymidae. Gene Ontology annotation, molecular function: hydrolase activity, acting on ester bonds. The coding region runs from base 48 to 1943 and encodes 631 amino acids. The record is from RefSeq and is a predicted model, not a curated record. The transcript has 6 exons.